Engraulis encrasicolus (European anchovy) is the source of this 8659-nucleotide messenger RNA. RefSeq lists its product as uncharacterized. Lineage: Eukaryota; Metazoa; Chordata; Actinopteri; Clupeiformes; Engraulidae. The coding region runs from base 159 to 7556 and encodes 2465 amino acids. The transcript is spliced from 28 exons. The record is from RefSeq and is a predicted model, not a curated record. Gene Ontology annotation, molecular function: protein binding. Gene Ontology annotation, biological process: intracellular signal transduction.
GGAAAAUUUAAGAACAACAAUUAGGACUACCAGAGUAUAUUUGUAUGUCAAUCACCAAUCAUGGCUUUGUUGUAUGGCAAGAAAUGUAGAGAGGACGGUAUCAUACUGUCUCUAGAUGGUUAUCAGGUGACGAGAUAACCAAUGAGGAAACUUGAGCAAUGGAGAAACACAGCGAAACAUGGAACAAGCAGACAGAGGAGCAAAGGCAAGUACAUCAGGAGAGGCCUCCAUCACCUGCCUCCACCUGUCUGUCUAUGAACAGUGACAAGUCUCAGGAUCGUCACAUCACAUUCCAGCAUGGAGACCCAAAAGAGACAUCAAGACAAAUCGGUCUGCUAUUGUGCAAUAGGCAAGUCCCUGAGGAGAGACCUCCAUCACCUGCCUCCACCUGUCUGUCUAUGAAGAGUGACAAGUCUCAGGAUCGUGGCAUCACAUUCCAGCAUGGAGACCCUCUAGAGACAUCAAGGCAAGUCCCUGAGGAGAGACCUCCAUCCCCUGCCUCCAUCUGUCUGUCCAUGAAGAGUGACAAGUCUCAGGAUCAUGGCAUCACAUUCCAGCAUGGAGACCCUCUAGAGACAUCAAGGCAAGUCCCUGAGGAGAGACCUCCAUCCCCUGCCUCCAUCUGUCUGUCCAUGAAGAGUGACAAGUCUCAGGAUCGUGGCAUCACAUUCCAGCAUGGAGACCCUCUAGAGAAACCAAGCAGCAAAAUGGAGGACAACAUAUCACAUGCAGACAGUUCCCAGUCUACCCAGAUUCCACAGUGCAAUCUGGAUCAUAUAUUGCAGGAUCUUGAAAAUAAGAUCUUUGCAUUCCUGAGGAAUGAGCUGAAAAGAUUCAAGUGGAUUCUGAGUCCAGACUACAUAGAGAAAUCUGAGCAUAAAGAUGAUGAGGAUGACAGUGAUGCCAGAGAAGGUGCUCUGAAGAUGGCACUGCACUUCCUCAAGACCAUGGAUCAGAAGGAGCUUGCUGAAACACUGCAAAAAAAUGAAAAGGAUACAGUUUGUCGCAUUGAGUUGAAGAAGAGCCUUCAGAACAGGUACCAGAGUGUGUUUGAAGGAAUACAAACGCAAGCAGGUUCUGCUCUGCUAGAAAAGAUCUACACAGAAGUCUACAUCACAGAGGGAGGAAGUGGGAAAGUGAAUGAGGAACAUGAGAUCAGACAGAUUGAGAUGAAAUCCAAACUAUCAGCUGGACAAGAGACACCAAUCAAAUGCAGUGAUAUCUUCAAGCUCUUACCAGGACAAGAUAAACCGAUCAGAAGAGUCAUAACAAAGGGAGUGGCUGGCAUUGGUAAAACUGUGUCAGUCCAGAAGUACAUACUGGACUGGGCGGAGGGCAAAGAAAACCAGGACAUCCACUUCAUAUUUCCCAUACCAUUUCGGGAGAUCAACCUCAUCAGGGAAAAACAGUUUUCUAUGAUGGCACUGCUCCACCACCUUUUUUCUGAAAUUAAACCGUUAACAUUUCAGAGCCAAGAAAAGUGCAAAGUGUUGUUCAUCUUGGAUGGUCUGGAUGAAUGUCAACCUCAGCUUAACUUCCAGAAAAGUCAUAGUUUGACUGAUGUUGCAGAGGUGUCUUCAGUGGACUUGCUCUUGACAAACCUGAUCACAGGUCAUCUGUUUCCUACUGCUUUACUGUGGAUCACCUCUCGACCAGCAGCAGCCAAUCAAAUUCCACCAGUGUGUGUUGAUCGUGUUACAGAGGUACAAGGCUUUAGUGACCCACAGAAGGUGGAGUACUUCAGGAAGAGGAUCAGUGAUCAGAAUGUUGCUGAAGGAGUAAUCUCCCACCUCAGAUCAUCUAGGAGCCUCUACAUCAUGUGCCACAUACCAGUGUUUUGCUGGAUUGCUGCUACUGUUCUUCAGCAGUUCAUCGCAGGGGGUGAAAAGGUUCCAAAGACGUUGACAGAGAUGUAUACAUACUUCCUUGUCUUUCAAAACAGACAGCGGGGCCUAAAGUUUGAUGACGUGCAUGAUGAGGAUCCUCAGUGGAACCAGGAUAGUCUCCUUGGUCUUGGAAGACUAGCCUAUGAACAACUGGAAAAAGGAAACCUGAUCUUUUAUGAAAAUGAUCUGAAAGAAUGUGGUGUUGAUGUAGAGGAGGCAGCAGUUCGUUCUGGCAUCUUCACCCAAAUGUUUCAAGAAGUAUCAGGUGUGAUCCUGGGGAAAGUUUACAGCUUUGUGCAUUUAAGUAUCCAGGAGUAUCUUGCAGCAUUGUAUGUGUUCCUGAUGAUGAGAAAUAAAAGGAAAGACCUUGUGUCAAUAGAGCAACCACAAGCAAGUAAUUUGUGGUUAGAAAGAAUGUUUCCUCCAAAGAUGCAGGAAUUAAUAACUACUAUGCAAAAGAGUGCUGUGGACAAAGCUUUCCAGUGUGAAGAUGGACGCUUUGACCUUUUCCUUCGUUUCCUUCUUGGCCUCUCACUGUACCCCAACCAGAAUCGACUACACGGCUUAUUGCAGAAUCAACACAUUCAGACUGACAAUGAAGAAACAAUCAGGUACAUUAAGGGCAGAAUAAGCGAAGCUUCUUCAUCAGAAAGGGUGAUCAACCUCUUCCACUGUCUGAAUGAACUCAAUGACCACUCAUUAGUGGAGGAGAUACAGAGCUUCCUGAGUGCAGGGACUCUGUCAGAAGCCCAACUCUCCCCUGGCCAGUGGUCAGCACUAGUGUUUGUGUUGCUGACAUCAGAGGACAAGCUGGAUGUGUUCGACUUGGAGAAGUACGGCAAGUCUGAUGAAGUCCUGAUAAGACUGCUGCCUGUACUGGAGGAAUCCCAAACCGCUCUGCUCAACCACUGUAAUCUCACUAAACAAAGUUGUGCAGUACUGGCAAGUGUUAUCUGCAAACCAUCCUCAAAACUGAAGAGUUUGGAUCUCAGUGGCAACAACAUUGGAGAUAUUGAAGUUGGAGAAAUUUGUAAUGGACUGAAAAUCUCAAUCUGUACUCUGGAGAUGCUCAACUUGUCUAACUGCAGUUUUGGAGAGGAAGGCUUCAGAGUUCUUGUAUCAGCAUUGAGAUCAAACCCCUCACACAUGAGAGAACUGCAGCUGAGUGGGAAUAAAGCAGAAGAUUCAGGAGUGAAGCAUCUUUCUUCACUUCUGGAGGAUCCCAACUGUAAACUGGAGAAACUAAACUUGUUUAACUGCAGUUUUGGAGAGGAAAGCAUCAGAGCUCUUGCAUCAGCACUGAGAUCAAACCCCUCACACAUGAGAGAGCUGCAGCUGAGUGAGAAUAUAGCAGGAUAUUCAGGAAUGAAGCAUCUUUCUUCUCUUCUGGCGGAUCUCAACUGUAAACUGGAGAAACUAUACUUGUCUAGCUGCAGUUUUAGAGAGGAAGGCUUCAGAGCUCUUGCAUCAGCACUGAGAUCAAACCCCUCACACAUGAGAGAACUGCAGCUGAGUGAGAAUAUAGCAGGUGAUUCAGGAGUGAGGCAUCUUUCUUAUCUUCUGGAUGAUUCCAACUGCAAACUGGAUAAACUAGACCUGUCUAAGUGCAGUUUUGGAGAGGAAGGCUUCAGAACUCUUGCAUCAGCACUGAGAUCAAACCCCUCACACAUGAGAGAGCUGCAGCUGAGUGGGAAUCAAGCAGGAGAUUCAGGAGUGAAGCAUCUUUCUUCUCUUCUGGAGGAUCCCAACUGUAAACUGGAGAAACUACACUUGUCUAAGUGCAGUUUUGGAGAGGAAGGCUUCAGAACUCUUGCAUCAGCACUGAGAUCAAACCCCUCACACAUGAGAGAGCUGCAGCUGAAUGGGAAUAAAGCAGGAGAUUCAGGAGUGAAGCAUCUUUCUUCUCUUCUGGAGGAUUCCAACUGUAAACUGGAGAAACUAGAUCUGAGGUACUGCGAUAUUACAGAUGAAGGCUUCAGGUGUUUAGCAGCAGCACUGAGAUCAAAGCCAUCAGCCCUCAGAAAGAUUUGGCUGUGGGGGAAUCCACUUGGACCUUCAGUAGAAAAGCUGCUCUCUGAACUACAACAAGAUCCAAACUGUAAAGAUAUAAAAAUAUGUAUAUGUCGGCAAGUCCCUGAGGAGAGACCUCCAUCACCUGCCUCCACCUGUCUGUCUAUGAAGAGUGACAAGUCUCAGGAUCGUGGCAUCGAUUUCCAGCAUGGAGACCGAAAAGAGACAUCAAGGCAAGUCCCUGAGGAGAGACCUCCAUCACCUACCUCCUCCUGUCUGUCUAUGGAGAGUGACGAGUCUCAGGAGCGUGGCAUCACAUUCCAGCAUGGAGACCCACAAGAGACAUCAAGCAAAAUAGAGGGAAAUAUAUCACAUGCAGCCUGUGACCAGUUAACCCAGAUUCCACAGUGCAAUCUGGAUCAUAUACUGCAGGAGCUUGAAAAUAAGAUCUUUGCAUUCCUGAGGAAUGAGCUGAAGAGAUUCAAGAGGAUUCUGAGUCCAGACUACAUAGAGAAAUUUGAGCAUAAAGAUGAUAAUGAUGACGAGACUAAUGCCAGAGAAGGGGCUCUGAAGAUGGCACUGCACUUCCUUAGGACCAUGGACCAGAAGGAGCUUGCUGAAAAACUGCAAGAAAAUGAAAAGGAUGUACUUUGUCAAGCUGAGUUGAAGAAGAGCCUUCAGAACAGGUACCAGGUGGUGUUUGAAGGAAUACAAAUGCAAGGAGGUUCUGCUUUUCUUGAAAAGAUCUACACAGAAGUCUACAUCACAGAGGGAGAAAAAAGGAAAGUUAAUGAGGAGCAUGAAGUCAGACAGAUUGAGAUGAAAUCCAAAAUAUCAACUGGACAGGAGACACCAAUCAAAUGCAGUGACAUCUUCAAGCUCUUACCAGGACAAGAGAAACCGAUCAGAAGAGUCAUCACAAAGGGAGUGGCUGGCAUUGGUAAAACUGUGUCAGUUCAGAAGUACAUACUGGACUGGGCUGAGGGCAAAGAAAACCAGGACAUCCACUUCAUAUUUCCACUACCAUUUCGGGAGCUCAACCUCAUCAGAGAGAAACAGUACUCUAUGAUGGCACUUCUCCACCACCUUUUCUCAGAAAUGAAGCCGUUAACCUUUCACAGCCAAGAGAAGCGCAAAGUCUUGUUCAUCUUGGAUGGACUGGAUGAAUGUCGACCUCAGCUGAACUUUCAGAAAAGUCAUAGUUUGACUGAUGUCACAGAGGUGUCUUCAGUGGACAUACUCUUGACAAACCUGAUCAAAGGUUAUCUGUUUCCCACUGCUUUAGUGUGGAUCACCUCUCGACCAGCAGCAGCCAAUCAAAUUCCACCAGUGUGUGUUGAUCGUGUUACAGAGGUACAAGGCUUUAGUGAGCCACAGAAGGAGGAGUACUUCAGGAAGAGGAUCAGUGAUCAGAAUGUUGCUGAAGGAGUAAUCUCCCACCUCAGAUCAUCUAGGAGCCUCUACAUCAUGUGCCACAUCCCAGUGUUUUGCUGGAUUGCUGCUACUGUUCUUCAGCAGGUCAUGGCAGGAGGUGCAAAGGUUCCCAAGACGUUGACAGAGAUGUAUACAUACUUCCUUGUCUUUCAAAACAGACAGCGGGGCCUGAAGUUUGAUGACGUGCAUGAUGAGGAUCCUGAGUGGAACCAGGAUAGUCUCCUUGGUCUUGGAAGACUAGCCUAUGAACAACUGGAAAAAGGAAACCUGAUCUUUUAUGAAAAGGAUCUGAAAGAAUGUCGUGUUGAUGUGGAGGAGGCAGCAGUUCGCUCUGGCAUCUUCACCCAAAUGUUUCAAGAAGUAUCAGGUGUGAUCCUGGGGAAAGUGUACAGCUUUGUGCAUUUAAGUAUUCAGGAGUAUCUUGCAGCAUUAUAUGUGUUCCUGAUGAUGAGAAAUAAAAGAAAAGACCUUGUGUCAAUAGAGCAACCACAAGCAAGUAAUUUGUGGUUAGAAAGAAUGUUUCCUCCAAAGAUGCAGAAAUCAAUGGCUGCUAUGCAGAAGAGUGCUGUGGACAAAGCUUUCCAGUGUGAAGAUGGACGCUUUGACCUUUUCCUUCGUUUCCUUCUUGGCCUCUCACUGGACUCCAACCAGAGUCAAUUACAUAGCUUACUGCAGAAUCAACAUCUUCAGACUGACAAUGAUGAAACAAUCAGAUACAUUAAGGGAAGAAUUAGCAAAGUUCCUUCAUCAGAAAGGGUGAUUAACCUCUUCCACUGUCUGAAUGAACUCAAUGACCACUCGUUAGUGGAGGAGAUACAGAGCUUCCUGAGUACAGGGACUCUCUCAGAAGCCCAACUUUCACCAGGCCAGUGGUCAGCAGUAGUGUUUGUGUUGCUGACAUCAGAGGACAAGCUGGAUGUGUUCGACUUGCAGAAGUACGGCAAGUCUGAUGAAGGUCUGGUAAGACUGCUGCCUGUACUGGAGGAAUCCCAAACCGCUCUGCUCAACGACUGUAAUCUCACUAAAGAAAGCUGUGCAGCAAUGGCAAGUGUCCUCCGCAAACCAUCUUCAAAACUGAAGAGUUUGGAUCUCAGUAGCAACAAUAUUGGAGAUACAGAAGUUGGAGAAAUUUGUAAUGGGCUGAAGAACUCCAUCUGUACUCUGGAGAUGCUCAACUUGUCUAACUGUGGUUUUGGAGAGGACGGCUUCAGAGCUCUUGCAUCAGCACUGAGAUCAAACCCCUCACACAUGAGAGAGCUGCAGCUGAGUGGGAAUAUAGCAGGAAAUUCAGGAGUGAAGCAUCUUUCUUCUCUUCUGGAGGAUCCCAACUGUAAACUGGAGAAACUACAUCUCUAUUACUGCAGUUUUAGAGAGGAAGGCUUCAGAGCUCUUGUAUCAGCACUGAGAUCAAACCCCUCACACAUGAGAGAGCUGCAGCUGAGUGGGAAUAAAGCAGGAGAUUCAGGAGUGAAACAUCUGUCUUCUCUUUUGGAGGAUCCCAACUGUAAACUGGAGAAACUAGAUCUCCAUUACUGCAGUUUUGGAGAGAAAGGCUUCAGAGCUCUUGCGUCAGCACUGAGAUCAAAUCCCUCACACAUAAGAGAGCUGCAGCUGAGUGGGAAUAAAGCAGGAGAUUCAGGAGUGAAGCAUCUUUCUUCUCUUCUGGAGGAUCCCAACUGUAAACUGGAGAAACUAGACUUGUCUAGCUGUAGUUUUGGAGAGGAAGGCUUCAGAGCUCUUUCAUCAGCGCUGAGGUCAAACCCCUCACACAUGAGAGAGCUGCAGGUGAGUUGGAAUAAAGCAGGAGAUUCAGGAGUGAAGCAUCUUUCUUCUCUUCUGGAGAAUCCCAACUGUAAACUGGAGAAACUAGACCUCCAUUACUGCAGUUUUGGAGAGGAAGGCUUCAGAGCUCUUGCAUCAGCACUGAGAUCAAACCCCUCACACAUGAGAGAACUGCAACUGAGUAGGAAUAAAGCAGGAGAUUCAGGAGUGAAGCAUCUUUCUUCUCUUCUGGAGGAUCCCAACUGCAAACUGGAGAAACUAGAUCUGAGGUACUGCGAUAUUACAGAUGAAGGCUUCGGGUGUUUGGGAGCAGCACUGAGAUCAAAGCCAUCAGCCCUCAGAGAGAUUUGGCUGUGGGGGAAUCCACUUGGACCCUCAGCAGAGAAGCUGCUCUCUGAACUACAACAAGAUCCAAACUGUAAAGAUAUAAAAAUAUGUAAAUGAACAUCCUUCCAUUCCCAUGCUGUGUGCUGAAGCAUCUAUAAUAGUCAUGAAACAUGCCAUGAAACACACAUACACACACACCACUGAUCACAGCAAUGCAGUACUGUAUUGUACUGCAUGCAUUGUACUCCGAAAUACUACUGAGUAUUAAAGUCACAUAAACAUAAGAAGACACAACAUAUACGCCACUGAUUGCAGUCAGUCUGUAAAAUAUCAGUCCUGUGUAUGUCUAUGUCUUGGCAUGGUGUAGAGAGAGAAGCGUAAUUUCAUUUUCCUUGUAUAACUUGUGCAUAUGAAGAAAGUGACAAUAAAAGCUGACUUGACUUGACUUGAUUUGAAUAAUACAGAACUGUGUACAGUGCUCUGAAAUACCCUCCACUACUGAGUAUUAUAGUCACAUAAACACAUGAAGACACAAGGUAUGUGUCACUGAUUACAGUGGGGAUGAAUACAGUGGUUGCAUUUCCAUGAAGUGUUCUGUAAUUCUCCUCCACACUUAGCGCAUUCAGGCCGACUGAGAACCGUGCUGGAGCCCGUUCCCGCACCUAAUCGCGAACCGGCCGUCGUGUUCACACCACAGAUAUUUGCGUUCGCGAACCGGAAAAUUGGUUCGCAAUGCGAACCGCAAAAUACUAGGUUUUUCUCUGCGAACCGUGACGACAGCGUGGUCGUCAGCAGAUUCAUCCGGGUGACACAGUCACGUGCGGAAUAAGUUCAGAGCCCGGUAUGAACACUGGCGGUUCGCAAACAAACACUUUAGUGCCGAACGUAACUGGUGCGAGCACCGACACCGGCUCUGUUCUGGUCGGCCUGAAAGUCAUAACUGAGUAUGAAAGUCAUUAAACAUGUGGCACACAUCACUGAUAACAGUUUGGAGGAAUGUUAUCACUAGUCUGGCCAUGGAACUGGUACUGGCUGUCAGGUUCAAGAGAAUGUGCUUAUGACUGUAUUUGUGUGUGAGUGGGCAUGUAUAUUGCGCUUGAUGUUUUUAUGUUUUGUUUUUGUGUACCUCUAAAGUGUAUUUCACUGUCUGUUUUUUUUAUCCAUGUUGGCUGUAACACGUUAUGAUGGUUGGUGAAAACAAAUUUCCCCUUGUGGAAAAU